Messenger RNA from Melopsittacus undulatus (budgerigar), 3141 nucleotides. It is a transcript of the gene GRM3, whose product is annotated as glutamate metabotropic receptor 3. Gene Ontology annotation, biological process: regulation of synaptic transmission, glutamatergic; G protein-coupled glutamate receptor signaling pathway. Gene Ontology annotation, molecular function: group II metabotropic glutamate receptor activity. Bases 1 to 2670 code for a protein of 889 amino acids. The transcript is spliced from 5 exons. The record is from RefSeq and is a predicted model, not a curated record. Gene Ontology annotation, cellular component: plasma membrane. NCBI's taxonomy places the organism in Eukaryota, Metazoa, Chordata, Aves, Psittaciformes, Psittaculidae.
AUGUUUCUUAGAGCUGCUAAAACAGGACCAAUGAAGAUGUUCACUAGGCUCCAAGUCCUUGCAUUAGCUUUAUUUUCCAAAGGAGUCUUCCUUUCCCUAAGUGACCACAGCUUUGUAAGGAAGGAAAUCAAGAUAGAAGGGGACCUGGUCUUAGGUGGCUUAUUCCCAAUCAAGGAAAAAGGCACUGGGAUAGAAGAAUGUGGGAGAAUCAAUGAAGACCGAGGCAUCCAGCGCUUGGAGGCCAUGUUGUUUGCCAUUGAUGAAAUCAACAGAGACAACUACUUGCUGCCAGGAAUUAAGCUUGGUGUUCACAUCUUGGACACAUGUUCCAGGGAUACAUAUGCCUUAGAACAGUCUUUGGAGUUUGUCAGGGCAUCAUUGACUAAAGUGGAUGAAACAGAGUACAUGUGCCCUGAUGGCUCAUAUGCCAUUCAAGAGAACUUACCACUACUCAUUGCAGGAGUCAUAGGUGGUUCCUAUAGCAGUGUCUCCAUACAGGUGGCAAACUUGCUCAGACUCUUCCAGAUCCCCCAGAUAAGCUAUGCCUCCACGAGUGCCAAGCUGAGUGACAAAUCCCGCUAUGACUACUUCGCACGGACAGUGCCCCCAGACUUCUACCAAGCCAAAGCCAUGGCUGAAAUAUUACGGUACUUCAACUGGACUUAUGUGUCAACGGUUGCUUCAGAAGGAGACUAUGGGGAGACAGGGAUUGAAGCCUUUGAGCAGGAAGCUCGCCUCCGCAACAUUUGCAUUGCCACCUCGGAGAAAGUGGGCCGGUCCAACAUCAGGAAGUCCUAUGAUGGCGUGAUCAGAGAGCUGCUCCAGAAACCCAAUGCCAGAGUGGUGGUGCUCUUUAUGCGAGGAGAUGAUUCUCGGGAGCUCAUUGCAGCUGCCAACCGCUUCAAUGUCUCCUUUACCUGGAUUGCCAGUGAUGGAUGGGGAGCGCAAGAGAGUAUUGUCAAGGGCAAUGAGCACAUAGCUGCUGGGGCAAUAACCUUGGAACUUGCUUCCCAUCCAGUUAAAGAGUUUGACACAUAUUUCCAAAGCCUCAGCCCUUACAAUAACAGGCGCAACCCCUGGUUCAAGGACUUCUGGGAGCAAAAAUUCCAGUGUAAUCUCCAGAACCGUAAACCACAUAAAAAGGCUUGUGACAAACACUUCACCAUCAAUAGUUCCAACUACGAGCAAGAAUCCAAGAUCAUGUUUGUCGUGAAUGCUGUGUAUGCGAUGGCCCACGCCUUGCAUAAAAUGCAGAGGACUCUCUGUCCAAACACCACGAAGCUCUGUGAUGCCAUGAAGCAUCUGGAUGGCAGGAAGCUGUACAAAGAUUAUCUCCUGAAAGUAAACUUUACAGCUCCAUUCAACCCUCCCAAUGAUGCUGACAGUAUGGUCAAAUUUGAUGCCUUUGGAGAUGGUAUUGGACGUUACAACGUGUUCAAUUUCCAGUACACUGGAGGCAGAUACUCCUAUGUGAAGGUUGGUCAGUGGGCAGAAACUUUGUCACUUGAGGUGGACAAUAUCCACUGGUCCAGGAGCUCUGUCCCUGUCUCCCAGUGCAGUGACCCCUGUGCUCCAAACGAGAUGAAGAAUAUGCAACCAGGAGAUGUCUGCUGCUGGAUUUGUAUUCCCUGUGAAACCUAUGAGUACUUGGCUGAUGAAUUCACUUGUGCAGACUGUGGGCCUGGAAAAUGGCCCACAGCUGAUCUGACUGGCUGUUACGACUUACCAGAAGACUACAUCAAGUGGGAAGAUGCUUGGGCAAUAGGUCCUGUGACGAUUGCAUGCCUGGGCUUUAUUUGUACUUUUAUGGUCAUUGCAGUGUUCAUCAAGCACAACAAUACCCCCCUGGUCAAAGCCUCUGGCCGUGAGCUGUGCUACAUAUUGCUCUUUGGGGUCUUCUUGUCUUACAGCAUGACUUUCUUCUUCAUAGCCAAGCCUUCUCCAGCUAUCUGCACCUUGCGUCGUCUGGGGCUAGGAAGCUCCUUUGCUGUCUGCUAUUCUGCCCUUCUGACAAAGACGAACUGCAUAGCCAGAAUAUUUGAUGGUGUAAAGAAUGGUGCUCAAAGGCCAAAAUUCAUCAGCCCCAGCUCUCAGGUCUUCAUCUGCCUGAGUCUCAUUUUGGUACAGAUUGUGGUAGUGUCUGUGUGGCUUAUUUUGGAGGCCCCUGGCACCAGGCGAUACACUCUUCCUGAGAAGAGAGAGACUGUCAUAUUGAAGUGCAAUGUCAGAGAUUCCAGUAUGCUAAUCUCCUUAACAUAUGAUGUGAUCCUCGUAGUCUUAUGCACGGUAUAUGCCUUCAAAACAAGGAAAUGUCCAGAGAACUUCAACGAAGCCAAGUUUAUUGGUUUUACAAUGUACACAACGUGCAUCAUUUGGCUGGCCUUUCUCCCCAUAUUUUAUGUGACAUCCAGUGACUACAGAGUGCAAACCACCACCAUGUGCAUCUCUGUGAGUCUGAGCGGCUUUGUUGUGCUGGGCUGCUUGUUCGCCCCCAAGGUGCACAUCAUCCUCUUCCAGCCCCAGAAGAACGUGGUAACUCACAGGCUCCAUCUCAACAGAUUCAGUGUCAGUGGGACCGGCACCACUUACUCUCAGUCAUCUGCUAGUAUGUACGUACCAACCGUCUGCAAUGGAAGGGAAGUUCUGGACUCCACCACUUCAUCUCUGUGAUUGUGACUUGCGGUUCAGUUUUUGAGGUUUUAGACUGUUAGGCAAAAUUUUGCACAUGUUGUGCACUUUGGAAAACACCAGAAAACAGAAGAAAUCAAAACAAAAUUAGUACCUUUUUUUAGAAACAGUGUAAUAAAUUAUUUUUGAGGAUUGUACAGUAUAUAGUGAUGUUCUGGAACUUUUUAGACUGAUUUUAGCCUUUCUGUUGUUAACGGUCAUAAGGGACAUGUAAAUAACCAUGGUUCACAAUGUGCAUAGUCCUACAGUAAGGGAGUGAUUUGUUGCAAGCACAGUUGCAAUGUUAGGUGACUUCUUUCCUACGAAAUUUUUUUGUAGCUCCUUGUUGUAAUUAACUUAGACUGCAUUUCUAUGUUGUAUAUUACAGUUACCUUACAUGUAACAGACUGGUUUUCUCAGCACAAAACAGCAGUGUUAAUGUAAAGGCACCAAUAAUAAAAAGAUAAAAGUUUU